AAUCUGAUGAUACCUCUUGUUAACUACGGAGUCAAAUGCAUGUCCAUGGGUUUUUUGGUUGAUGAAAAAUCUGCCAUUGUGUGGAGGGGGUUAAUGGUGAUGUCGGCGAUACAGAAAAUGUUACGAGAGGUUUUAUGGGGUCCCCUAGAUUAUCUUGUUGUUGACAUGCCCCCAGGUACUGGAGAUGUUCAGCUUUCCAUCUCACAGAAUAUCCCUGUCUCAGGCUCAGUGAUUGUCACCACACCCCAAGAUCUUGCAUUGUUAGAUGCCAGACGUGCCUUAGAUAUGUUCUCACAAGUCAGCGUCCCAAACCUGGGAAUCAUUGAAAACAUGAGUGUCUUUCUGUGCCCAAACUGCGGUCACCAAGAACAUAUCUUUGGGGAAGGUGGUGCUAAGAACAUUGCCUUGGAGAUGGGUUCUGAAAUAUUAGGUGAAGUUCCUUUAAACAAAUCUCUGUGUGAGUUAUCAGAUUCUGGACAACCAAUUGUGAUAUCACAACCUGACAGUCCAUUUAGCCAGAUUUACAGAUCAGUAGCAGAGAAGAUAGUUAAAAAAUUGAAAGAUCAAACAAGAUGUUCAUCUUGA
Messenger RNA from Candidula unifasciata, 585 nucleotides. The record is from the annotation of a GenBank genome assembly. NCBI's taxonomy places the organism in Eukaryota, Metazoa, Mollusca, Gastropoda, Stylommatophora, Geomitridae.